Melopsittacus undulatus (budgerigar) is the source of this 507-nucleotide messenger RNA. Its product is annotated as zinc finger protein 674-like. Lineage: Eukaryota; Metazoa; Chordata; Aves; Psittaciformes; Psittaculidae. Gene Ontology annotation, molecular function: RNA polymerase II cis-regulatory region sequence-specific DNA binding; DNA-binding transcription factor activity, RNA polymerase II-specific. The record is from RefSeq and is a predicted model, not a curated record. Bases 1 to 507 code for a protein of 168 amino acids. Gene Ontology annotation, biological process: regulation of transcription by RNA polymerase II. The transcript has a single exon.
AUGGCUUCCUGUCAGCUGUGCCACCAGACCCAUGUUGAAGACAGGACCCAUGUGGCCACAGAGAGGUUCAAGCAGAACCAGAAUGCCAAAGCCCGCGCCAGUGUCCCAGCCAUGGACAAGGUGUCCAGCAGUCCCAGGUGCCUGAAAAGCAAUGAUGCCAAUGCUAUCUGCAAGCCAAAUCUGAGUGCCCACCCAAAAGGAAGGCCCUACAAGUGCAGUCAGUGUGAGGCAUGGUUCUCCCAGAAGAAAACCCUCGGCAGCCACAAGCAUAUGCUCUCACACUGGAGAAGAAAGAUCCUUAGGUGCUUGUACUGUGCGAAGAGGUUCACCCGCUCCUCCAGUGUGGUCUGGCGUCAGAGGAUCCACAUGGGCGAGAAUCCAUACACAUGCAACAAGUGCCCAAAAUGCUUCACCCAGAAGGAACACCUCCUCCAGUGUGAGAGGAUCCACCUGCACAAGAGGGACUCAGUGCCUGGCAUGUGGAAGAAACAGCUACGCUUAUUCUAG